AUUGAAAUGUCUUUGUCUAAUCCUAGAGAGAAAGAUUAUUAUAUAACCUAAGAACAAUCCUUUGUCAGUGCCCAUUAUUCUCCAUCCUUCUUAGCCCUUGUCUUCUUCAUUGUCCCCUUUUUCUCUCUCACUUUAAGGUCUUUUCUUAGCUCAUGAAAGGUCACCAAAAUAUCAAAUUCCAGAGAAAAAUUAUGAUUUCAGAGCACCAAGAAGAUGUCAAGGCACAACGAGACUGCGAACUGUGUCUGAACAAACACGCGGUUUGGUUUUGUGCGUCCGACGAUGCUUUCUUGUGCCAUCUUUGUGAUGAAUCAGUGCAUUCUGCAAACCAAGUGGCGACAAAACACGAGAGAGUUUGUCUUAGAACAAAUGAGAUAUCAAUUCGUGUGCUCCAAGGAACAACAUCAAAGCCGGUUUGGCACAGCGGGUUCAGAAGAAAAGCGAGAACACCUAGAGCUCGUUGUGAGAAGAAACCACAAGAAAAUAUAGAUGAUGAGAGAAGAAGAGAAGACCCUCGUGUUCCCGAGAUUGGUGGCCAACGAAUGUUUUUCAUACCAGAAACAAAUGAUGAUGAUGGUGAUGAGGAUCUGACUUCUCUUGUGCCAGAGUUUCACGGAUUCAUAGAGAUGGAGUUCUUCUUGAGCAACUAUGAUGGCUCUGAAGAAACAACGAGACCAUUCAACUUUGAAGAUGAGAUUGAUGCAAUGGAAGAUCUAUGUUACAAUGAAGAUGGAGAGGCUAAAACUGAUGGAGAUAAAGCAUGUCCUGACCAAUCUUUGAUGAGCUCCAAGAACAAUGUCAUCGCGAUUACAACAAAGAAAGAAGAAAUGGAGGAUUAUGAGAGUAAUGCAAAGCAGAUGAACAUGUUACUUAGGCUUAAUUACGAAAAUGUUAUAGCAGCUUGGGAUAAACAAGAAUCUCCAAGAGGAGCACCAAUAAACGAAACUGAGUUUAACAACAUAAGUACCUUCCAGCUAGUUCCUCCAGGGACAGAGGAGAAGAAAAUGAGCAGCAAAAGUGAGAGAGAAGCAAGAGUUUGGAGAUACAGAGAUAAAAGGAAGAAUCGUUUGUUCGAGAAGAAGAUAAGGUAUGAGGUUAGAAAGGUUAACGCAGACAAAAGACCGAGAAUGAAAGGUCGGUUUGUCCGGAGGUCUUUAGCCAGCGAGACCUAAGAAUAGAUUCUCAGAUUCUACUUUGUGAGAAUUCUUGUUAAAUAAAAGGACAGCUGCAAAGGUAGACCAUAAACUAUGAAAUUCAGAAUUUUCAUUUUCGAACGAA
Molecule: messenger RNA, 1278 nt
Organism: Eutrema salsugineum
Lineage: Eukaryota; Viridiplantae; Streptophyta; Magnoliopsida; Brassicales; Brassicaceae
Product: zinc finger protein CONSTANS-LIKE 8
Exons: 3
Coding region: 153-1172 (339 amino acids)
Biological process (GO): regulation of DNA-templated transcription
Cellular component (GO): nucleus
Molecular function (GO): zinc ion binding; protein binding
Source: RefSeq, a predicted model, not a curated record